Messenger RNA from Saccharomyces kudriavzevii IFO 1802, 627 nucleotides. It is a transcript of the gene RTT105, whose product is annotated as Rtt105p. Lineage: Eukaryota; Fungi; Ascomycota; Saccharomycetes; Saccharomycetales; Saccharomycetaceae. Bases 1 to 627 code for a protein of 208 amino acids. The transcript has a single exon. The record is from RefSeq and is a predicted model, not a curated record.
AUGUACAGCAUGCACAAUUUGAAUUCCGAUGAUACCUCUUUCAAUUGGGGUGAAACAAAGCCCGCUGAACAACGUGGUUCAAAUAUUUCUUCUGAUGGGAGCUUAACACCACAAUCUUUAGGUCCUUCAACUUAUAGGUUAUCGGAAAACAAACGACAACAAAAUGACAUCUUUAAUGUCGAAGAUUCCCCUUCCGUAGUUUCAGAUGUAAUAUCAAACAGGCAAGAUCGUUCACAAGAUUUUUUUGGACCUCAUUCUUCGUCCCCUAUCGCCACCUCAGAACGACAGAAAACGAAUCAGAGAUCACGAUUAAAAUCUAUGAGAUCGUCUAAACGUCAGGAGAAAAUGACAGAGAAACGCGGUGGUCUAGAAAAGAUGGAACAGAUGGUUAUGCAAGGUGAGCAUCUUCGAGAAAUUGAAAGACUAAGACAAGAGGCUCAAAAAAACGCGGUCCCCUCAGACAUGGCUGAGUUCAUGGAAUGGGAAAACAACGAGGACUUGGAAGACGACGAGCUACUUUCUUUUAUCGAGAGACAAGAAAUUUAUAAAAGAGAAUUGGAACAGUUUUUGAACAAUCCUAAUAAAAAUGUUUAUAAAAAUAAUUCCUCUUCAAAUUCUUACACAUGA